UAAAAGGUGUAGUGUUCUGCUGUUUUUCAAACUACAUCUACAUCAGCAUUCAUAAAUAAGUAACUACAAGUUUACUUCUUAUCUAUUAGUAAUGAUAUUUAUGCAGCCAUACCAGGCUCUAGAGUAGACAAUAGGACACACUUUUACCUGGAGAUGUUGAUAUCCAGCUUUUAGCAUAUGCAGUAAUGGUCUCCAUUAUAUAUGAGUUGCAUUGAGUGGGGAUAUUCACCUUGAGAGCGAACACCCUGGCCUGACAGGGUCCGUCCACACACAAGACAGCUGCCUGUUCAGAUCCCGGUGGAGGAGAGAAACACCCUGUUCUGUACAGAAGAAGCUGUUCAGGAGAUUACAGACAAGAUGUUAAGUAAUAAUAAUAGAUCAAAUUUAUAUAGCGCUUUUCCCAGUGCUUAAAGACGCUUCACAAUCGCUUCAUAAGCUAAAUAAUAAUAAAAAAAAAGAAUGUUUAGGUUGCAACGGAUCGAGCUGUAGCUCAGGUUCAGGAAAAGGUUUAGUAGCAAGACAAGUGCUACAGACGAGCAGUAUAUGACUUCAUUAUACCCGAUAACAUGUCACAGUAUUACAGAGACUGAUCCAGAUGAGUCCAGAAGUUCUCAAUUCCAUGAAACCCAGGGAGCCCACAGGAGAGCGCUUAUCAUCCCAGGUUGGAUGUUCUAGAGAGGCUGGUGUUCAGAUGCACCAUGAUGUAAAAACGUUUUUUAAAAACCAAAAUACCCAAUGAUUAAACGGGAAGCGAUAAAUAAUUGAUUUGAUGGUUUCAACCUACAAAUCAAACAAGAGACAUGCAGGUGUCCAAUCUUAUUUAGGGUUGUACGACAUCCAUAAUGCUAUAUGAAUAACGAUUAUUACUUGCCUAUUACUAUGUGACUAGUUUUUAAAUGCUAUAUUCUUUAUUUUGUCGGGUUUAACUGAUUCUUGCUUUUAAAUUAAUUCAAACUAAAUACUAAAUGAUAGUAAUAGAAUAGUAAAUGCAGAGAAUACAGAAACUAAGUGUGGUCCUGCUGACAUAAAAAAAAUGCCUAACCCUAACAAUCAAAAUUCACAACAUUUGAUCAGACGGAACAUAUCUAACGGUGAGCAUCUGUUCAUCAAUAAAAAAGCAACACAUUGUAGUCCCUGCUGAAGUUACUUGAUUCCCUUGCGCAAUCUGGCAACUCAGGGCGAUCUGGCAACCCGGGGCGAACUGCGACAACAUCACUGAAGGAAGAUGACAGCAACAAGGGUUCCAGGGUGUGUCUGACCUGACCGGCACGUCACGGAGGAGACCACAUCGACCUUCUGUCCACCGCACUCUCUCCUCCCUCCCCUCCCCCCCUCCUCCUCCUCCUCCCCCCGGCUAGAGCGGACCGCUGGGACAUGCCCCCGGGGCUGUGCUGGAGGUGAGGCAGCAUGCGCGGGACCGUGGCGAGGGCCGCGGCGGCGACCACGGCGAGGGGGACGUGAUGUCAACAUGGUCCACGGCGGAGCACAUCAACAUGGAGCAACGGCCCAGCAGGGGGGAGGACGAGCCCCGGGACCAGGGGUCUGAGGAGGGCAGCAGCUCCGACAGCGACCCCGACGACCAGGGAGGGACCCGCCUGCAGGUGACCCCAGGGGGCGGCGGGGGGGGGAGUGGCUGCCGACGGCGGGACCCGCUGGUGGCCAAGCCCCAUCGCCAGCUGUGCCGCUCGCCCUGCCUGGACCGGCCCAGCUUCUCCCAGAGCAGCACCGCGCACGACCUCCGCACCGACGACGGCGCCAACGCCGCCUCGGCCGCCGCGGCGGCGUCUCCGCCGGUCGGCGCGCGCCACCACGCCGGCGAGCGCGACUACCAGAGCAAGAUGGAGUUCGCCCUGAAGCUGGGCUACUCGGGCGUGCAGGUGGACACGGUGCUCCACAAGCUGGGUGCGGCGGCGCUCAUCAACGACGUGCUGGCCGAGCUGGUGCGCCUGGGCAACGCGCCGGAGCCCGAGGCCAAGGCCGGUGGCGCCGGCACGGCCAGGGCCGCCACGGGGCCCCGGGCCCCCUGCGUCACCGAGGCCCCCAGCCCCGAGGUCUCCCUGGAGGAGGAGCCGUGCGAGACCUGCGAGAAUCUGCGGCCCAUUGUGGUGGACGGCUCCAACGUGGCCAUGAGCCAUGGGAACAAGGAGGUGUUCUCGUGCCGGGGCAUCCAGCUGGCCAUCGAGUGGUUCCUGGAGAAGGGACACCGGGACAUCACCGUGUUCGUCCCCACCUGGAGGAAGGAGCAGUCCCGCCCGGACGCCCUCAUCACAGACCAGGAGAUCCUGCGGCGGCUGGAGAAGGAGAAGCUGCUGGUGUUCACGCCGUCGCGACGCGUGCAGGGCCGGCGCGUGGUCUGCUACGACGACCGCUUCAUCGUCAAGCUGGCCUACGACUCGGACGGCAUCAUCGUGUCCAACGACAACUACCGCGACCUGCAGAACGAGAAGCCCGAGUGGAAGACGUUCAUCGAGGAGCGGCUCCUCAUGUACUCCUUCGUCAACGACAAGUUCAUGCCACCCGACGACCCCCUGGGGAGACACGGCCCGAGCCUGGAGAACUUCCUCCGCAAGCGGCCCGUGGUCCCGGAGCAUAAAAAGCAGCCGUGCCCCUAUGGUAAGAAGUGCACGUACGGCCACAAGUGUAAGUACUACCACCCCGAGCGCGUCAACCAGCCACAGCGCUCCGUGGCCGACGAGCUGCGCGCCUUCGCCAAGCUGUCGGCCGUGAAGACCAUGAGCGAGGGCGCGCUGGUCAAGUGCGGCCUGGGCCCGGCCGGCGCCAAGGAGGGCGGCGGCGGCGGCGGCUCGGAGGCCAAGCGCGUGGCGCCCAAGCGGCAGUCGGACCCCAGCAUCCGCUCCCCGGCCUGCGAGCCCGAGGAGACGGCGCCGUCGCCCCUCGCCGCCGCCCGCAAGCCGGAGGCCAGCUCCGUGCCUUCGCUGGUGUCGGCGCUGAGCGUGCCCACCAUGCAGCCCGCCAAGAGCCACGCCCCCGGCGCCCUGAACACGCGCUCCGCCAGCAGCCCCGUGCCGGGCUCCAUGCACUUCUCCCACAGCUCCCUGGAGCACAUGUCCAGCGUGCACUACCCGCCCAUCCUGGUGACCAACAGCCACGGGGCCUCGGUCACCUACAGCGACCAGUUCCCCAAGUACGACUCGGUCAGCGACCGCGGCUACUACUCGCUGCACAGCGACUUCUCCACCAUGAGCAUGGGCAGCAUGCAGAACGUGGACAGCUUCUGCAGCAUGGAGCACGAGCACGGGGGGGGCGGGGCCUACCAGCGGCCGGGCCCGGGCCCGGGCCGCCGCCCCGAGUCCUGCCUCAGCCACUCCAACAGCGACUCCUUCUCCUCCUACGGGGACCACUACGCCGGCUCGGGGGACGGCAGCCUGGAGGAGAGUCUGAAGGGGCCGCGGCCGCCCUCGCUGAGCCAGGCGCAGAUCCACGCCUUCUCCCACGGCUUCCACCGGGACGCCCUGACCCGCGUGCACAGCUACGGCCCCGAGGAGCCCAAGCCGGGGCUCCGCAAGGCGGGCGGCGGCGGCGGCGGGCACCUGGCGCCCCACAUCCAGCACGUGCCGGUGGGCGCGCGGUCCAGCUGCCCCGGGGACUACCCCCAGACGCAGAGCGUCCUGCCGCCGCUGUCGGCGCAGCCCGCCCGCUCGCUGGGCAUGACGCGCAUGGACAGCAUCUCGGACUCGCGGCUGUACGAGAGCAACCCCAUGCGGCAGCGCGGGCGGCCCCCGCUGUGCCGCGAGCAGCACGCCAGCUGGGACCCGCUGCCCUGCGUGGGCGGCGACUCGUACGGGUACCACUCGUACCCGCUGAGCGCCGGCCUCGUGCCGUGCUGCGAGCGCGUCAUGGUGCGCAGCAUGCCCGACAAGAUGGAGCAGAUCUGGAAGUCGCCGUGGGAGACGCCGCCGCCCGCCGCCGAGCGCCACGUGGCCCCGGAGCAGCGGUACCAGACGUACCGCAACCUGUGCAACAUCUUCCCGGCGUACGUGGUGCACGCCGUCAUGGAGAAGAACCCCCACCUGAGCGACCCCCAGCAGCUGGCGGCCGUGAUCGUCACCAAGCUGAGGUCCUGUCACUGAGUGCCGGCACGCUCGUUCACAUUACCCACAAUGCCCUGGGGCUGCUCCUUGGGUGUUUGGUGCGUUGGGGCGGACGACGGUGUGUUUGUUUGUUUUUCGGAUGACGGUGGCACGUUGAGCCACGUUUCCCGGGUGUUGUGUUAACUGGAGCAACGCUGCCCUCAAGAGGAUCUGGAGAGUACUGCAGUGCGACGAGUCACUCGGAGAACUCCGUAAGUAAAAGUCAAUCCAACGUUUGGAUGUUUGACGCAGGAAAACCAAGACUGAAUAUCUUUUGUUGUGCAUUUUCAUAUUCUCUCAUUUUAAAACUCGGACCGGGACACACAACACCUGGGGCGCUUCAUAACAGCCACGUAGCACAUGCAUGGAAAACAUCCAACUUUAUACUAAAUAUACAUUUAUAUAUUGUAUAUAUCCACAUUAUGUCUUAAAGCUUUUCAAGAAUCUGACCAUUCUCCACUCUGUUGCUCAACAUGAUGCAGCUCAUAAUUAGUAUUAAAAUAGGCAUAUCUGCAACGAUCAUUAACAUCACGUGGCUACCUGAGGCCAUGCUCUCACGAUGACCCAAGAACUACUGUUGACCACCAGCUCCGUCAAUGAGGCCAUUAGCCCAUGAUACGACACAAGCUAGCAAAGUGAGGCACACGCACUUGCCCUCGAAAUGACCCCUGGAUUCAUCUCAACAGCAGGAUUCAUCGGACAUCCUGAUUCAGGCGUGAAUCAGACGAUGCAUGCGUCCCCCCCAGGUUGUUGAUGUGUGUCCGACACAGGGGUUUGACGUACGCGCGAGGUGACCGAAGACUUGCGCGUUGUUUGUUGUCGUGUUUCCUCGGAGGAGCGCGAGGGAGGCUGCUUCUUACCUCACAGCAUGACGCCUUAUCUCCCACCGACCUAUGCUUCAGCCACCCCCUCGUCUGCUGCUCUGCCUCCUCCUCCUCCGCCCGCCACAUGUAAAGAUCUAUUUUCUCAGUUUCACCUCACAAAGCUACUAUUUUGGUAGGACUGAAAAGGCUCGGACCCGGGAACGCACACGUCUUUGUACAUAGAAUUCACAUCAAGCCAUCAUUUCAGACAUUAAUACGCUGCUAAACAAUGCCAAAAAAUGAAUCUAUUUAGUGUAUUUACUACUAUUCAUUUAGGGAGCAGGUCAACAGGGAGAAGGUGGGAGCAGGGCUAGGCAUCACCGUAAGGGGUAGUCUGAGGACAUGGGGAUCGAACCCCCCGGGUUGCGAGUCCAACACCCGAGGCGCCACUGCUCCAUCCUGGCCCAGAGUUCUUCUCCCGGGUUGGAGGGUUCUACCGAAUCAUAGAUGUUGUUUCAACAGUUCAUUUGGUGUCGUUUUCCGUCCGGUGUAUUUAUUGCAGAUUCAGGAUUUUCUAACAUAUAUAUUUCUGUAAGAUGUUUCUAUGAUGCUCAAAGUUGGCACAAUUUAGAUUUGCCCGAAUUAAUUUUGUCGGAAUAUCAAGGGAUAUUUCUCAAUGGAAAAGUAUAUCGCAAGGAGGUCUGCAACUAUAUUAACCGUAUAAAAAAAUGUUUGUAAAAAAGUAUUUUAUGCUAACCGAGCAACGCUCGGAUUGUGGUCGUAACUUCACCCACAACGGCUCCACCGCUCAAAACAUAAACCGGAGAAGGUUUCUCGAUGUGGGGAGACUGCUUUCUACUCUCUGCUUUUUCACAAAGUAGGAAGAAGAAUCUUAUUGCCUUGCAGUCUAGUACACUCACAUGUUCACUUUAACUCGAUGGUCCACCUCUACCCCGUGUCCCAGUCAGCUCGGAGCCGUACCGUUAAAGAUGGCGCUGGCUCUGCUGAACCCGGACCUUAUUGCUUUACAAAGGGACGUACCAUUGGACUCGGUUCUCGUGAUGCACUUUGAUAUCCAGCACAUUGAGCUUCUAAUGUUGACUUUCGUCUGUGCCAUUUCAAUACAUUUAAAUAUGUGCUAAAUAUACAUUAUAGUUGUCGUAGUGUCACCGAGUCGGUUGUAUUCGAGAAUCCCGCCCCGCAUUCACGACAUCGUACCAGCCAUGUAUAGAAUGGUACGCACCAAGAAUGGGGACGCCAUGUUCCACCGGUAACAAGGCUUGGGUUUGUUCCUGAAGCCUAACCUAAUUCGUCCAAGAAGUCCGCUAUAGUAGGUGUCCGAGUUAAGCCCGGGGCCUGGCGGUUAAAGAGCCUUGGACGUUACUAAUAACGACCGACGUAACACCGCGAACUCGCCGCUCACAUUAGUAAAAAAACGCUCCGAAGUUUCAGUUGGUGACAUCAGUGCCUUGCUACAGUCCGCGUUGCUUAGCGACCAGGUGUUUACCUCGUCAUCACAGGAGGUGGUACUUUACCGCGUUUACAAGUAUCUGACACACAGCCACAGACGCAUGCGGCCGUCCGGUGGCGUACCGAGGCGUUGCUACGGGCAACACCAUAGUAUCUGGUGGAUGGCGUCUGGCUCUGGGGCCACUGGGGGAACGCAGUGGGCAGAGCCAGCCUUAACGCCGGGUUAACUAGGCGUCUUUUAAACAGGAAUACCACUUAAUCCGAUCACUUGAGGUGGUUUUAUAAUCCUUAGAAUAAACAUCAUGGUUUUGUUGUAUAGGAAGUGAAUCGAGAGUUGCCACUAUUUUCAGCUAUCAAAUUAAUUAAGAUAUUUAAUCAAUAGACGUACGUGAAUGUGAUGAAGACACUAAAAUACCAAGUAUACCUUUGGCGUUGGGCCAAAUACAAGUACAGUACUAACGUCAUUUUUAACUAAACAAAUCUAAAGUUGCACAUUUAAUAACACCUCACUACUACAUUUCCCAAAA
This is a messenger RNA of Gadus macrocephalus (Pacific cod), 6891 nucleotides long. It is a transcript of the gene zc3h12b, whose product is annotated as zinc finger CCCH-type containing 12B. NCBI's taxonomy places the organism in Eukaryota, Metazoa, Chordata, Actinopteri, Gadiformes, Gadidae. Gene Ontology annotation, cellular component: nucleus; cytoplasmic ribonucleoprotein granule. The record is from RefSeq and is a predicted model, not a curated record. The coding region runs from base 1461 to 4091 and encodes 876 amino acids. The transcript is spliced from 9 exons. Gene Ontology annotation, molecular function: RNA endonuclease activity; mRNA binding; metal ion binding.